Molecule: messenger RNA, 3005 nt
Organism: Notolabrus celidotus (New Zealand spotty)
Lineage: Eukaryota; Metazoa; Chordata; Actinopteri; Labriformes; Labridae
Gene: pum3
Product: pumilio RNA-binding family member 3
Exons: 18
Coding region: 132-2078 (648 amino acids)
Biological process (GO): regulation of translation
Cellular component (GO): nucleolus
Molecular function (GO): mRNA binding
Source: RefSeq, a predicted model, not a curated record
GGAGCUGUCGUAAAGUCUUCCACUUUCCGGCAGCUCAUGUUGAAUUUUAUUGGACGUGUUGUGCCGUAAACCGCUCUGAGGACAGAACGCAUGGGACUGAGCUGGGGAAGCGUGUGUGUACAUUUCUGAUUAUGGAAGCGAAAUCCAGGAAACCCUUCUCCCCUAAAGGAGGCAAGAAGCUGACACAGAAAGGAAAAGAUUCCAUAGGGACCAAACUCGGUGGAAAACCAGGUGGUAAGCCAGGCGGUAAAAAGCCUUUCAAACCGUACAACAGCAGGCCAGGAAAGAGCGGCGAUGGGGGCAAGAAACAACAGAAAUUUGGUUUCUCCAAAGCUGGGACGGGGCCUCAGAAGAGGAAGAUGGCACCUUUCAAAGCUCGAAACAAAGAAGAGGGUGAAGGUCCUGACGCAAAGAAGAUGAAGAAAGGUGAGUUCAAUGCAGAGCUGAAUGAAGACCCGACGAAGAACAGGCAGCAGAAGAAGAAAGACUUAAAGAACAGCAGGCAGCAGGCGGAGAGGAAGGACAUGUUCGAGAUCAUCUGUAAGGCCAAACGAGUGUGGGAGGUUCUCAGGAGGAAGAAAUGUGAGAAUGAAGUGAAGACUAAACUGAUGAAGGAGCUUCAUGAUCUGCUUCGUGGGAAGAUCAAACAGAUGGCGUUCGCUCACGACUCUGUGCGAGUGCUGCAGUGCUUCAUCCAGUUCGGCAGCCACGAGCAGAGAAUGGAGGUGUUCCAAGAGAUUAAAGGGGACACCCUUACUCUGUCCAAGUCUCAGUACGGCAGACACAUAGUGAAAAAGCUGCUGAUGUACGGGAACAAGGAGUUGUUGGCGCCGUUGAUGCAAACAUUUAAAGGUCACGUGCGUCAGAUGCUCCGUCACUCCAUGGCUUCAUCCAUCAUUGAGUACGCUUACAACGACAAAGCCGUGCUCGCACAGAGACUCAUGCUCAGCGAGGAGCUGUACGGGAACACCUUCACUGUGUGCAAGUCGUGCGUGUUGAACACCGUGGAUAAAGUCAUCAAGGAGAACCCGGACAAAGAGAACAACAUCAUCGAUGAGAUGAAGCAGAUCAUCACUCCCAUGGCUCAGAAAGAACAGGUGAUCAAACACUCGAUAGUCCACAAAGUGUUCCUGGACUUCUUCCUGCUGUCUCCUGAAAAACAGAGAACAGAGAUGAUCGAGUCCAUCAGAGAGGCCGUCGUCUACAUGGCUCACACACACGAUGGAGCGCGAGUGGCAAUGCACUGUCUGUGGCACGGGACAUCCAAGGACAGAAAAGUGAUCAUCAAAACCAUGAAGACGUACAUGGUGAAGUUUGCCACCGGGGAGUUUGGUCACCUGGUUCUUUUGGCCAUAUUUGACUCUGUGGACGACACAAAGCUGGUUAAACAAGUCGUUCUCUCAGAGAUCCUGUCGUCUCUGGAUGAGGUCAUUGGUAAUAAGUACGGGAAGAAGGUUCUGUUGUACCUGCUGAGCCCCAGAGACCCGGCCUACCUGCUGCCAGAGAUCAUCAAGGUGCUGGAGCAAGGAGACGGAAACGCACACAGUAAAAAAGAAACGGGAACUCGGAGGAAGGAGCUUCUGGAAGUUAUCUCACCCGCUCUGCUGGAGCAUCUCCGUGAAAAUGCCGGCACCAUGGUGAUGGACAAGGCGACCUGCGUCACCGUGAGUGACAUCCUGGCGUCUGCCUGUGGAGACUUGCGGCCCGCCAUGACAGCUGUGUCUCAGAUGGCCAAUCAGGAGUUAGUGCCAGGAGGGAUCAGCGGACAGCUUCACAUGGCGGAGCAUCCUGCAGGACAUCUGGUGCUGAAGUGGCUCAUAGAGCAGGACACGAAGAUGGAAGAGGCUGGGAAGGAAGAGCGCUUCGGCAGGAUUCUGGUGGACACAGUGGGAACAGACAAACUGAAGACCUGGAUCAGAGUCAACAGAGGAGCCAUGGUGCUCAGCAGCCUCCUGAACAGCUGUGACAAGUCCGUUUCCUCGGAGGUGAAGGAGGCGCUGGAGUCCAUCAAAUCAGAGCUCAGCAGCAUGAGUGGAAACAAAGGAGCGGAGAUCCUGCUGGAGAAUCUCAACAAGUAGAGACUUUGUAUUUAAAACUGUUGAUCUCAGCUCAUCCUGUGGAGCGGAGGAUAUUUCUCCCUGAAAAUACCUGCAGGUCUGCAAGUGUUUGCAGACAUACUGGGAAUGUUUUGAAGACAUGGAUCCCUCUUAUUUCAGUCCCUUGUGAUGAAAAUCUCUUGAAAUGAAAUGAGACUUGUGAGGACAAAUUAAUAUCACAGAAACCUGUUCAUGAUGCUGCUUGUGUUCAGGGAGUCAUGUGCAAGUUUUACAAACAAUAAAUUACAUGUUCUGUUAUUCUUAAAAUAAAGCUGUUUAACGUCUCUUAUUAGUACAACAACUGAGUGAUGUCGUACUCUGAUCCUAUGAUGUUUCUUUUUCAACACAAACACUUUUUAUUUGCUGGAGGUGGAGUCAUAUAGACCUUAACUUAUCACAUAAUGAGGAAAGAAAUGCUAAAUAGAUUUAUAACGACUGGGUGAGUGAAGAGUGUUUGUGUUGAAGAAAAUAAGCUGUGGAAAUUAUUUAACCAUUGAUUCAUUCAUUCAUGCAGAAAACAAACAUGCAGGGAGACUUUCCAUUAAAACCUGAGGAACUAAAGGGUGUUAUGUCUUUAAGAAAUGUUCUGUUUCAGAGUAAUAAUGGUUCACACAGAGUCCUUAAAUAGUCUAAGAAAAUCACAGAAACACAGUGCUCCUCUUUUAGCUGUCUUCAUACCGAUGUUUUUUUCAUCCCUAAGGUCUUGAGAUGUCUCUAACCAGUGAAACCGAAACCAAAACGUGUCCGUCUUCAAUGUGUGCAGACACUGAACAGCACAGACUCAUGCUAUCUAAAGGUCCCGAUUGUUUAUGCCAUCCUUUAAUUUCAUGUAACAUUUUAUAACUUGUGGUGAUUGUUUCUUUUGAAAAAAAAUUUUGUUUGAAAAAUAAAAAUGAUUGAGUUCUUAAA